Messenger RNA from Salpingoeca rosetta, 2530 nucleotides. Its product is annotated as alpha-glucosidase 1. NCBI's taxonomy places the organism in Eukaryota, Choanoflagellata, Craspedida, Salpingoecidae. Gene Ontology annotation, molecular function: Glc3Man9GlcNAc2 oligosaccharide glucosidase activity. Gene Ontology annotation, biological process: oligosaccharide metabolic process; protein N-linked glycosylation. Gene Ontology annotation, cellular component: endoplasmic reticulum membrane. Bases 52 to 2352 code for a protein of 766 amino acids. The transcript has 7 exons. The record is from RefSeq and is a predicted model, not a curated record.
CGCACAUUCAUUCCCACACACACGCACACACACGAAAACCUGCUGGUCAGCAUGGUGAACGAAGCAAGACACAGAAAGCACGAUGCCAGUGGCAGUGCUGCACCGCCAGCCGCAGGGGCCGCUGCUGCCGCGAAGCGAGGCAGCCGGAGUGGCGGGGCACGCAAAGGAGGCCGUGGGCGUGGAAAGAUCGCAACCGAUAGUGGCGUGUGGUUCACGCUGUUCAUUGCUUGCGUGGCGGUGCUGAGCCUGGGCAUUGCCACGUGGAUUGGGCUGCAGUUCUACCACGGGACGAGCCCCUUUCCAAGCGUGGUCACACCACAUCCAGCAGCCCAAGUCAAGAACCUGUCUCAGUUUGAGGAACGGCGCGAUGCCAUGUUGUGGGGGUCCUAUCGUCCCCACACGUACCUUGGGUUUCGCGCACGUGUGCCCCAGUCCGUGGUUGCGGGUCUGUCCUGGGCUGGGCUGCGCGGCCCACUGCGCCACAUCUGCGACCAUGGCGAUGGGCUGCGGUACACAUGGACAAAACACGACGGCCAAACCUUUGGGAUGCAGCAGAUCGAGGACGGCCAGGUGGUGCUGAAGACGUCGUUUGUGAAGAACGUGUUCGCAGGCGACCUCGGCGACUACGGCGGCGACUGGGCCACCCGCAUCACCGUGAGCUGGAAGGACGGGACCCCGGCCAGCACCCGCACAAACCACAUCCCCAUCUUCUUCUACUUCUACAACGAGGGCCCGGAACGGUUUGAGUUUGAGGAGGACGGCCGCGUGCUCACAGGCACCAACGCCAACCUGGGCAACUUCCGCGCCCGCUUCUUCACCAACGUCACCGAGGACGACACAUACACAUACACGGGCCUCCCUGUGGACGGCAUCGAGAAGCUCACCCAGAACUUGACCACCGUGCUCCUCUCCCCAGAGUUCAAGUGGAACCGCGUGUUUGAUAACGCACAGGCCUACCUGGUGCAGGUUCGCGCGCAGCCGCCCUUUGAGCUCACGGUGGUGUACGAGUCGCUGUCUCCCGGCGACGGCGCGUAUGACCUGACGCACCGCCACGGCACCCUGCACGGCAGCGGAUACGACACGUUGCUCGCUGAGCGGGAGGUGGCGUUUGACGCCAAGUUUGACCGCCUGUUUGCCCUGAAGCAGAAGGGGUUUUCCGAGGAGCAGAUUAGCUUUGCCAAGGCUGCCCUCAGCAACAUGCUGGGCAGCGUCGGGUACUGGUACGGCGCAUCCAUCGUGCGCGACGUGGAGGAGGAUAAGCGCCGUGCUGAGGAGGCGGCGGCGAAGCAGCGGCAGUCAGGGAAGCCCGCACGACCCUUGCAGCCGGCGCUGUACAAGUACUUUGACGCCCCGCUCUACAGCGGCGUGCCCUCCCGCUCCUUCUUCCCGCGCGGGUUCAUGUGGGACGAGGGCUUCCACCAGCUGCUCAUUAACCGGUGGGACCCGGGCAUCACCCGCGACGUGCUGGCCCACUGGCUCGAUCUCAUGAACGUCUACGGCUGGAUCCCACGCGAGCAGAUCCUGGGCCGUGAGGCCCGCUCAAAGGUGCCGGACGAGUUUGUGGUGCAGCCCUCGGACAACGCCAACCCGCCAACGUGGUUUCUGGUCAUGGAGGACAUACUGGACCGCAUCGAUGAGGCCCACGACGACACCGACGCAAGCGUUGCGCGCGACCUUGAGUUCAUCCGCGGCGCCUACCCGCGGUUUGCCGCGUGGUUCAAGUGGUUCGACACCCAGCGCGGCGCCCUGCCAGGCACGUACCGCUGGCGCGGGCGACAGCGCAAACCAGGCAUGAUGAACCCGCUCACCCUCACCUCUGGCCUCGACGACUACCCAAGGGCGUCGCAUCCCGAUGAGAACGAGCGGCAUCUUGAUCUGCGCUGCUGGAUGGCCGAGGCCGCAGCCGUCCUCGCCCGCAUCGCACAGCGCAUUGGCGAGCCAGCCCACGACUUUGAGGCCCUCGCACAACAGCUCCGCGACAAUGCCCAGCUGAAUUCACUUCAUUGGUCCAACCGAACGAAGGCCUAUCACGACUACGGCCGCCACCGCAUCGAGGCACACAACACGGAGCACGAUCCGCCGUAUUGGCGCGGGGCGAUCUGGAUCAACCUCAACUUCUUGACCACGCGCGCGCUCCGAUUUUACGGCCAGACGGCAGGACCCCACCGCGAACGCGCCCAGGAGCUGUACACAAAGCUGCGCGGUAACCUGAUCAACAACAUCUUCCAGCAGUACCAACGCACAGGAUUCAUCUGGGAGCAGUAUGAUGACCGCACGGGAUCCGGCAAGGGCACACACCCGUUUACCGGCUGGUCUGCGCUCGUCGUCCUUCUCAUGGGCGAGCUGUACUGAUUGGCAUUGUCAAGUGCAAUGAUGACAAACACAUCCAUGUGCUCGUGCUGACUCUGGCGGGGCUUUUUUACUCAUGGGUUUGCGUGUUAACCCGAUAAACAAGACCUCUGGUAACACCAUCAAUGACACCCAACGAAUGCAUGUAUCAACGACAACCAAUGCACUCGUUCCACUCACA